AUGAAAUUGACAGAAUCAACAUUUUCACGAGACCGCGACUCUGACGACGAUUGGGAAGAGAAGGAAGCAUCGCGCACCAUAUCCGUAAAAUUCACGGAAGACGUGCCCGAAGCGAAAGAGACACCGUUUGUCCGUCAAAACACACCUCACCCGCGGGAGCUUAAGGCGAAAGCGGUUAAACUAUUCACAAGAACUCCGGAACAACCGCCGCUGAACGAAAUCCCGACUACGAAUGGAAUCAUCUCUUCACCGGAAAUUGUACAAACGGUGACGGAAAUUAUAGAACCACCGAUACCUCAGCAACAACAUAUAGUAGCGGAGACAACGCAAGAUGACGACAGCGAUAGCCAGACAGCGCAAGACAAGGAAUCCUCCGAUGGUGAAAACUACGACAAUGAAGAUUCCGACGAACUAGAGCGGGCCGGCAGGCGGGUAGCGUGGCGUGGGGUUUCGGACAGGGGGGCUAGCCAGCAGGUGGGGGGUCGGCUCCAUCGCCGGGAUACCCCCCACCACUUGAAGAACAAACGCAUCAACCAAGUGGACGCGGGACGAGCCAGGGAAAUUAUUGCUCAGGCGAUAAAGAAGAGGGAACAGCCCGAAGAACACAAGACAGAUGACGAAGAAGCCGUCGAUGACGUCCCUGAUGACAAUAUGAAAGAUAAACGACUUGAACUGACGUUAAGUGUUCGUAGUGAUGGCUCAUUGGGCCGAAAUAGUACAAGAAGUAGUGUAAGAAGUAAUAGGAGCAAUUACAGCACUAGCAGUACCGGAUUACCUGCUAGUGAGAUAUUUGCAACGGACCGUUACUCGGCGCCACAGCACAGAGCUUUCGAUAUACUAGAUAAGUACCGGCGUCAGCCUAACCAGCACGGAUAUCCGGCGCAAAGCCUCCAAGCACUCGAUCAGUAUGAACAGACAAGAUACCCGAACACGCCGAAUAGAAAUAGCGCUUAUGUUGAAUAUGCAACACCCUCAAGGCUUAGAAACUCGGAGCAUCCGCAGGAGGCACAUUCCAACUACCACUCGGUAUACAGAAAUGCCCCAAGUCAAAUAUAUGGUACCUUGCCACGCAAUGGACAUUAUGCAGAAGAUAACGUUCCGGCCUCAGCUAAUUAUACUUUGCCGAGUAGAUCACAGAGACGGGUCCGCAUAAGUAACAUGCAACCCGUUGUCUAUGGAUAUGGUGAAUCAGUGUCUGAUCGUCCAGAGAGUGAAGCGCGGUUGGUAAACGAACAGAGAUGUAUGGAAGUAAGAAUAGCACGGGCGGCGGGUGGUUUAGGUCUAAGCAUAGCUGGUGGAAGAGGAUCAACGCCGUACAUCGGUGAUGAUGAGGGCAUCUUUAUAUCGCGGGUCACUCCUAGUGGUCCGGCUUAUUCAGCUGGGCUCAGGGUCGGUGAUAAAGUGUUGUCGGUGAACGGCACCUCUGUGGUGGAUGUGGACCACUACUACGCGGUGGAAGUACUUAAGGCGAGUGGGGCUACGCUCACUCUGGUGGUGACGAGGGAAUCGCCUACAUCGACAAGAACCCAUAGUCGAGCAGCGAGCGGUGCAAGCCAUCACUCAAUUUCGACAGCGGACACCAUAUCGACAUUGGAGAACGGACAGAUACCAACUGGCCGUGGGAUACCAACGAAACAGUUAAUAAUAAGCAAUCAAUAUGCGCAAGAGUUGGAACCGGAACAAAAGGAACAACUGCCAUUAACCCAAACUAUUAUGAAUAUGACACCGUCUCCUACACCGUCUCCCACGCCAGUGCAGACAUAUCAGAGGUUGCAAGCCUCCCCUCCACCAGCCACUCAACCAUAUAUUCCACCUGUAUACCACCAGAAAGUGUUAGUUCACACUACCCUGAUCCGCGACGGCGCUGGUCUGGGCUUCAGCAUAGCUGGCGGAAAGGGAUCUCCGCCUUACCGGGACGAUAGCGACGCCAUUUAUGUGUCAAGAAUAUCACCCCAGGGCGCUGCUGCGAAGGAUGGAAAGAUGGCUGUCGGUGAUAAAGUUGUUUCGAUAAACGGCGUAGAUAUGGAGAAUGCUACUCACGAAGCAGCAGUUGCAAUGCUCACGGGACACGAGAGAUUUGUCAGGCUCGUGCUGCAAAGAACGAUCACCCCUGAGCAAGCUGACGCUCUUGCGAGGAAGUCGACAUCGGAAGAAGUGAGAGAGCACAAAACGAGUCUCACCAAUCUGAACACGCUCACCAAACCCAUUUCGAACCACGUCGCACCAACACAAAACCACACAGUACGCGCCACGGCACUGACUACACCCAUUGGGCAACAGGUUGCACCACAAAUCACUCCACAAGUUGCGCCACAGUUGAAGUUAAACAUACUACCGCAAAAGCACGCAAACGUCCCGCCACAACCCGCGCCUCGAAAAUUGAGUCAAACUAACGGAACGGCGGAAAGGAAACCAAUUAACAGUGCCAGCACGCCUCUAACGCCCGGCGCUAGAUUGCACGGAUCUAACGACGACGUCUUCGACGAUAUACAGCCGGCGCGGCCGAUCACGAACGAGGAGUUCCAAGCGAUGAUUCCGGCGCACUUCCUCGGUGGCCCCCGGGCAGCCCCGAACCCCCCCGAGCGAGGGGUUCGCAUCACCGUGGAGCGUCCCAACACCGGGGUCGUUUUGCCCCCCGCGCCCUCCGCGCUCGGUCGCGUCACUGAGACCAUCACCAAGUCUACAUUCACCGAGACGACGGUCACGAGGGUCACAGAUAAUCACCUAGCGACGCCGUUGAUCAUAGAAGAUGUAACAUUGGUUAAAGAAGGUGGUUCACUUGGAUUCAGUAUUAUUGGAGGUACUGAUCAUUCUUGCGUCCCGUUCGGAGCUAAGGAACCGGGAAUAUUCAUAUCGCAUGUUGUACCGGGUGGAGUAGCUGCGCGAUCCGGCAAGCUGCGGAUGGGCGACCGCCUAUUAAAGGUGAACGGUAAUGACCUAUCCGGCGCGUCGCACCGAGACGCGGUUCAAUUGCUCCUACAGCCCGGAAACACACUCGCGUUGACCGUGCGACAUGACCCCCUCCCACUAGGAUUCCAGGAUCUCACGAUCGUUAAGCAAGAAGGCGAAAAACUGGGAAUGCAUAUAAAGGGUGGUCUUAAUGGUCAACGAGGAAACCCUAAUGAUCCCAACGACGAAGGUGUGUUCAUAUCGAAGAUUAAUAGCGGCGGAGCUGCUAGACGAGAUGGUAGACUGAAGGUAGGCAUGCGGCUUCUGGAAGUAAAUGGAAUAUCUCUUCUUGGAGCAACACACAAUGAAGCUGUAAACGCGCUAAGGUCAGCCACGAACGCACCACUACACCUUGUCGUGUGUCAUGGCUACUCUAGACCCGAAAAGUAUACCACUGGUAGCGAGAGUGGGACAACAGAGACGGGUGGUUCGCUGUCGCAUUCCACAUCCAGUCUAGAUCGGGACGAGUCCUUACUCCACAAUCAGGAUUCAAAUAUACACCACGAUUUGGUCGAGUAUGAACAAGAGAAGCAAGUCGCUGAGAUGAGAGAAAAGUCCACUCCGGAAAAGGUAAUGGAUAUUGUGCAUGCAGUCGAAAGUAUCGCGCUAGAACCAGCUCCACCUAUAUCUCCGGAGCCCCAACAUAAGACCACCACAGUUGUGAUGUCGAAGCACACACUGCAGCCUCAGUCAUCUAGUUCGCAAGCGGCGCCGCUUUCACCUCUAGCGGUGUUCACGGAACAAAAGGUGAAGACGCCUCCUCCUCCUGCGAGCCCCGCCACAGAUGGAACGUCCGUGGACCCACCGCACCUUCCAACUCCUACGCCUCAACCGAUUAAACAGAAACCACAAGUUCCCCGCAAACCGCAAAUCAAGCGAGUUAGUUUCACCACGGAUUCAAAAGACGUAGACGAAAAGUUGUCGACGAACGAACGAACGAACCCUCAGCCCCUAACGCAUGAGUUGCAUGAACGCGCCUCGGCCGAAUCAGAUACUAACGAUGCAUGCGCGAGAAAUAGCCCACUAAUACAGCAAACGAAGGUCGAGCUCGAUUCAAAUCCAUCGGACAUUGUUCGUCCGGAAGAUUUUAUAAUUCCCCCACCGGCAUUAUUCGCAACUAAAGUAAGUCAAAGUCAAUUAGUUCACGACAUAAACGACGUAGUACCGCUAAUCGCUGUUGUGCCUGAGCGUAUCGUGCUUCCCCAACCGAUCGUGCCAGAAACAACCGUGCAGUCGUCAACCUCAACCAACUCGCCAGAAAGUGAAGACCCUCCACCAGUUAACUAUACGGCAUAUCCUCAUUUUGACCCAUCAGCUAAAAUCAUCGAAGAGCCAUCUAAUUCUCUCAUAUUUUCUGAAGUGCCUUCACAACAAGUCUUCCGUAAUGAACUACCCUCAUUUGAAAGUGACGAGUAUUACACUGAACUUUCCGUUAGUCCCACUGUUGAUCCUGGCCCCCCAGAAUUAUUGCACGCUCAAUACAAAACCCUUCCCACAGUCUCGCAUGUGCCUAAUUCACCUUGUUAUUUGCACCCAAAUAGAAGCUACUUUGGCGAACUCGCGAAUCCUAGUGAGAAUCAGUCUUUACGCGAUCUGAGGGUAAAAAACUUGCCGUCUAUGGUACAUUCGACGACGUAUCCCCCAUAUAACCCAUAUCCAUCUUUAACAACGGUAGCGGGAACAUAUAACCCCUACACCACUACAGUCCCCCCCAGCCAAGCGUCGAGCCAAAAACAACCGUCAUCCCCAAAAUUAGUGAGUUCAGUAGGCAAGGAUAUAAAUGCUAAUCUAACACAAAGUGUCCCAAUCGAUUUGGUUAACCGUCCUAAGAGUGCACAAUCGGAAAGAAGAGUGCAUUUCGGCGAAGUGACGAGUGCCCUUGAAUCCGAUAUAUUACCGAAAAAUUUGGAAGCUAUGAGAGAGGGCAGCACUUCGCCCGCAUCUAACUUGAAACCCGCAUGGAGCAGCAAAAUCAAAUCCUUCGCCAUCGGCGAGGCUUCCCCACCUCAUUCUGGUAAUUUUGUGAAACAAUCUGUGAGCGAUAAGAAAAAGUUUUUCGAGAACGCAAUGGAAGAGAGCCAUAAGUCUUCACCCAAACCAGAGAAAGUAUUCGCGUUCCUGUCGGCCGAUGAAGUGGAGAAAUUGAAGCAAGAAGAGGAAAAGAAAAUGGCGACGUUAUCUCGUGCUGAGCUCAGCUCGUGGUCCCCUGGGGAGGACCGUAGCGGAGACAGCGAGCAUUCAGAUGAAGAACCUUACGAGAAUGGGCACAGCGUGUCUAUGGGUGGCGUCAGUCCGUCAGCAAAAUCACAAAGAAGAAGAGCAGCGCGUGAAAAUGCUGAACAUGAAGAUGCCGAAACACGAGCAGCACGUAGAGCAGCUUGGCGAGCGGCUCGCCUGCGAUCACUUGAGAAGGAUGCAAUUGAGUCACAAAAAGCAAUUAAAAGCAUGGUGGGCCCAGCGCAUGAGAUCAUAGGAGAAGUACCUCCGAGGGACACAUCUCCUUCAGAGGUGGAAACAACACAAGAGAAAAUCAUAUCUUUGGAAUUAACGACGAGUCCCAGUAGCGAGACGGCGCCCACAGAUCUAGAUGGGACUGUGAUAGGUCUCGGGGAGGGGGAAACGGAGGGAGAACACUCCCUCCAACCUGACAUAGUGCAGGUUGUCAACCCCCUGCUUGACGGAGGCGCGGGCCACGUCACAGCCAUACCAGUGGGACCUGCGCAGAGGAUAACAGCGUACUCCGAACACCAAUAG
Molecule: messenger RNA, 5703 nt
Organism: Leptosia nina
Lineage: Eukaryota; Metazoa; Arthropoda; Insecta; Lepidoptera; Pieridae
Source: the annotation of a GenBank genome assembly